This is a messenger RNA of Plasmodium vinckei vinckei, 2481 nucleotides long. RefSeq names its product surface protein P113, putative. The transcript is spliced from 2 exons. The coding region runs from base 1 to 2481 and encodes 826 amino acids. Lineage: Eukaryota; Apicomplexa; Aconoidasida; Haemosporida; Plasmodiidae. The record is from RefSeq and is a predicted model, not a curated record.
AUGAAGAUAUUUUUCUUUACUUUUUUUUUGGUGUGGCUUCAAUGCUGUUAUGCGAAAUCUCCUAACAAUUAUGCACAAAGUAGUCUAUCCAAAUUUGGAAAUGAAAAUACACUAAAAUGCCCGAAGGGAGGGGUGUACAUCUUGCAGUGCCAAAUUAAAUGCAUGAAUAACAAUAAUGAAAUAAUUUAUAAAGAAUGUUUAAAUGAGGUAGAAACAAAAUGCAAAGAUAAAAGCAAAUGCUCAUAUUAUUUUGAUUAUAUUUUUAAUAAGAAAUUUUAUAAACUCCGAAGUAGUAAUACUAUAUAUGUUAAUGAUUGUAUCGAUUCAGAUGAAAAUGAAAUAAAAAGUACUUUUACAUGUGCUUUAAAUCAAUCAUUAGAGUUUGAUAAUAAUAAUAAUGUAAUGUAUUACUUUAUGUUGAAUAAUAAAAAUACUGAUAAACUAGUUUGUAAUAAUAGUAAUAUAUAUAUCAACAAUGCAACAAUACAUUAUGCAAUUGAAAAUAAAGAAAUAAAAGAUAUCACAACACAUGUUAAAAAACAAUGUAAUGAAAGAUCAAAUUGUGUAAUUAAUCCAUAUACUAUUCAAACUGAUAUACUAAAUGAAAAAGAUGAAAAUGUUUUAUUAAAUUCAUAUGCAUCUAUAAGUUUUGCAUGUUUAAAAGUUAGUCCUGAAUUCUUUUGGGAUGGAGAAGAUAUUGAUGAAUUUGAACAAAUUAAUGAUCAACAAAAUGAAGAAAAUGAUUAUUUAGAUAAUGAUGAUUCAAAUGAAAACAAUGACGAAAUUAUGUCCAUAAAAAAUGAAAUUAAUGAAAUAUUAAAUGAUGAAAAAAUUGAAACAGUAUUAGAAAAAUUAAAAAUUGCAAAAAUUACUGUAUCUAAAAAAAUAAUUAAUGAAAUAAAAAAAAAAGACGAUAUAUUUAAUAAUUUAGCACAUGAUUUUUCAAAAUAUAUGUAUAAUGAAUAUUCUGUAUCUGAUAUAAAAGAUAUGCUUGAAGAUAGAUAUAAUGAAUUAAAUAAAACAGCUGAAAGUGAUUUAUAUUAUAUUUAUUUAUUAAAUACAUUUGAUAUAGAGAAUAAAUUUGGUGCAUAUUUUUCUUCAUAUCAAGAAAAAUUACAAGAAAUUAUCCAAACACAUAUGAUAAAUUUAUAUAAUGUAGAAAAAAAUAUUGGAAAACUUCGAAAUAUGUAUAUAUCGUUACAUAAAAAGGCACAAAAAUAUAAUAUCCCUAACCUAUUUGAUGAAGAUAAUGAUUUAAUGUUAAAUUAUGAUGACUUUGCAAAAGAUAGUGGAAUAAUUACUGCAGAUGUUUUUAUUAAAUCCGAGCCUGAAACUCCAGAAAUAAUCUUACAAAAUGAUAAUGAAAAUAAAUUUAUUAAAUAUAAAGAUAUUGAAGAAUUAGAUGAUCUUGAUAAUUUAAAUAGAACUAGUAGAAUAAUUGAUAUUAGAAACUUUUUAGUAAAACGAUUGAAAAUAUUAUACAAUCAAAGAAAUAAUACUUUUAUUAAACAGGCUAUGCUUGUUAAAUCCUAUUGUUACAAAAAUCAACUUAAUGUGACACCUUUUACUUCUCUUUUCAAAAAUAAUUACAUUACAUUAAAACAAGAUGCAUAUAAAAAAGGAAAUACACAUGUUGAUAUUGCCAAUAAAAUUAAUCCAUAUUUUAUUGUAAAUUAUUUAAAUAAUUUAUAUAAACAACAUGUUAAUACAAGUUAUAUUCUUACUCCAUGGAAUUCGAAAUCUAGUAGAAUGCAUAAAAAAAUAAAAAUUAUAUUAACACGCGGAUAUAGUCAAAUUCUACAACUUGAAAAACAAAUACUUAGACACAUGGAUAAAUAUAAUGCACUAUUAGAAAAAGCUACACUAUAUAAUUUAGAUAACUUGUUUACUGAAUCUUCUAAAACAUUGAAUGAAAUUAUGGUCUCUAUAAAUGAAGUAGAUAAUAAUGUUGAGGUAAUUGGGGAAAGUUCCUCAUCCCCCGCCAUCCACGAUACUGUCAAGGAAGACAACAUUGAAGUAGGUAAGGAAUCCGACGUUGAAGUAUGUAAGGAAGCCGACGUUGAAGUAGGUAAGGAAUCCGACGUUGAAGUAACCAAGGCAGACGAAGCUGAAGUAGGUAAGGAAGCCGACCAAUCUAUACAGCCUGAUGAAGAUGAAAUAGCUGAAAUAGCUGACGAUAUUGAUGAGGCUGAUAAUGAGGACGAUGGUGACAAGCAAAGUGUUACUGGUAUGGAUGACAUAAAUAAUGAAAGCGGCAUUGACAACUCUAUCAAAAUUAUUAAGUAUAGCAAAGCAGAGGAAAAUGAAUAUGAUGAAAGUAAUGAAAAUGACCAAAAUGAAAAUGACCAAAAUGAAAACGAGAAAAAUGAAAACGAAAAAAAUAAUGAUGACGGAAAUGUAUCGAAUGCAAAUUCAGCAAGCUUAAGCAAUAUUAUUUUUACAUUUAUUGUAGCUCUUUUAUUUAUUAGACAACUUUUAUAA